AUGGCUCGCUCUACCGCAGAAGCCACUUGCGCCCCCACAUCAAUUGCUGCAGGUCCUGCGACCAAAUUGAUUGCCAGUAACUUAUCCAACCGGCUGGUCACCUUAGCCAUUGUAGCCUCAAUGGCCGCCGCCACGCUUUUUCCAUUGUCUACCGGCCAGGCUUCAGCUCAACAGCCGCCUGCAAGCGAUGCACCUUAG
Messenger RNA from Puccinia triticina, 198 nucleotides. RefSeq lists its product as uncharacterized. The transcript is spliced from 2 exons. The coding region runs from base 1 to 198 and encodes 65 amino acids. The record is from RefSeq and is a predicted model, not a curated record. Lineage: Eukaryota; Fungi; Basidiomycota; Pucciniomycetes; Pucciniales; Pucciniaceae.